AAGUCUAGUUGGCAAAAUUUGAAACAAAACUCUGUUGUGUCGUAGCCAAUAUCAACCAGUAAUACACAAGCAACCAUAGAGACAUCAAGUUUUCAAUUUUAACCCUCCAAAUUUAAACGUAAAAUGCUUAUUUAAAACAACAAAGAAACGGCACAAAUAUGUUCAUAAAGGGCUGUUUGAGGCGGAUCAAUUCGCUUAGGCCAGGAACUUCGCGCGCCGCAUUAACGCGCGCGUUUUGCUCGGACGAAUGCCCAGACGAUAAGAAAGGACUUAUACUUGGUGUGUACGAGGGUGACAAUGAGGAACCCAUUUUUACAAAGGCCGCCGCCAAAUUUAACGAUCAUUUAGGCGGAAAAUUGAUGGAACUGGUUAAACAUGGCGGAUGUGAACUAAAAAAAGGCGAAGGAAGAACGUUCAAUAACAUUGACAAAGAAUUUUGGUCGGUGGCAAUUGUAGGCUUGGGCAAAGAAAAAUUGGCUUAUUGCGAAAUGGAGGCCAUCGAUGAGGGUUUGGAAGCGGUGCGCGAAGCUGCGGGAGCUGGAGCGCAACUUUUAAAAAGAGAAUGCGUCGGUAGGAUACUGAUUGAAGGCUUGGGACAUCCAGAACAGGCGGCAGAAGGUAGUGCUUUAGCUUUGUGGCGGUAUCAAGAAAAUAGAUCACGACAGCAUUGGAAACCUAUACCGACCUUGGAGCUGUUCGACGACAGUGACGCGGAAAGUUUUCAGCGGGGCCUUUUCAAAGCGGAAUCUCAAAAUUUAGCUCGACGACUUUCCGAUACACCGGCCAAUCAAAUGACGCCCCUACAUUUCGCCCAGGAAACCGUCAACGAGCUGUGCCCGUGCGGCAUCAAAGUGAUGGUCCACGACAAGGACUGGGUGGAAAAUAAGAAAAUGAAUGCCUUUUUAACGGUUGCUCGAGGUUCGUGCGAACCGCCAGUGGUCGUUGAAAUAUCGUAUUGCGGUGCCAAUCAAGAUCAAAAACCCAUUUUGAUGAUCGGUAAAGGCGUUACGUUCGAUAGUGGCGGAUUGUGUUUGAAAAGGUGCGAAAUAAUGGACCGAUAUCGGGCCGAUAUGAUUGGCGCGGCUUCCAUUAUCGCUUCUAUUCGAGCGGCGUCGGCGCUAAGCUUGCCCAUCAAUAUCGACGCUGUGAUUCCUUUGUGUGAAAAUAUGCCUAGCGGUAUGUCAAUGAAGUGCGGAGACGUAGUCAUGGGCCUGAACGGUAAGUCCAUCAUGAUUACCGACACCGACAACGAAGGACGUCUCAUUCUGGCGGACGCCCUCGUUUACGGCCAGAACGCUUACCAUCCGCGACUGAUCAUAGACGUUGCAAGUUUAACACCAGGAGUAAGAGCCGCUUUAGGGUCAGCAGCGUGCGGGGUCUUCUGCAAUUCGCAAACUAUGUGGUCACAGGUCAGAAAAGCUGGUGUGAUUACUGGCGAUCGGGUGUGGAGGUUACCUUUAUGGAAAUACUUUACGAAAAAAGUCACGAGAUUCAAAUCGCACGAUGUCAACAAUAAAGGCUUGGGUCACGGUUCAUCUUGUAUCGGUGCCGCAUUUCUGAAUGAAUUUAUCGACUGUGUGGAUUGGAUUCACUUCGACGUGACCGGAGUCGGAUUCAAAAGCGAAGAAAAAAAUUAUUCAUAUUUAACUAAAGGCCGAAUGACAGGACGACCUACGCGUACUCUAAUUCAACUAUUAUAUCAACUGUCCUGUCCUUCGGAAGGACAAAGGAAACUCGAAUGAUCUAAAAGAUUCUUUAAGUUGACCUCUAACAUAUAUAAAAAAACAUUUUCGAUGUCAGUGUGAUUAAUGCCUCUAUAUUCGCAUUUCAUCGUUGAAGCUUUAAAUCUUCACAGUUCAAUUUUUUUAAACUGUAAAAUUAAUUGUGAAUUAAUUCGCUGGCUCAAAAGUAUUCUUUUUUUUUUCCCGGCCGGGUUCGGUUUUGGGGUUCUACAGACUAAUAAUGUUACGCAGGCCUGGUCUCCUGUGACAGUUUCGAACUACCUAAAUUAAAAACAAUAUGGCAUUAUGAAAAAUCAUAUUAUAAUAAAAACAUAGGACGUACUGUUAAAAAAAAAAAAAUACUUAAAGGGACUGUGCUUAUGAGUUUUUUGUGUUCAUAAGAGUUUCUACAUUUGUGCGACAAAACCUAUGCUACAAAUAACCUUCAUGUUCUUCUAUUUAUUACUUCUAAAUGUAUCCCGUAACUUUGCGUAAACAAAAUAGGAAUAGCAAAUGGUAAUAAUAAAUUGAAAUUAUUUGGCUGAUGCAAUCUGGCGCCAAACUAACAUCAUAUCGUCAUCCAGUUACAACGUGUGUAUUUGAGAUUUUUUUUGGGUCACUGUCUUGCGGUCUUUUGUAUAAUUUUAUUUUACAAUUCUCAUACUUUUAUGAAAAAAUAUAAUAUGCUUAUACCUAUA
This is a messenger RNA of Ceutorhynchus assimilis (cabbage seed weevil), 2419 nucleotides long. Lineage: Eukaryota; Metazoa; Arthropoda; Insecta; Coleoptera; Curculionidae. The record is from the annotation of a GenBank genome assembly.